AUGCUGCGAGCUGCGGCGCGAGGCUGCUCGGUGCUUCAGCGCCGCGCGUGCAGCACCACCAGCGUGGGCUGCUCGGUGCUUCAGCGCCGCGCGUGCAGCACCACCAGCGUGGGCUGCUCGGUGCUUCAGCGCCGCGCGUGCAGCACCACCAGCUUAAACACUCACCUCGGCAUCGACAGAACGCUCAGCGGGUCGCCGGUCGAGCUGCGCCCAGGCUUCGCCAGGGUCUCUAUGACGACAACUCCGACCAUGAGCGCUGACGGCCGAGGACUGACGCACGGUGGCUUCUACUUUGGACUGGCGGACUACGCGGCGAUGUGUGCUGUCAACGAUCCAAACGUCGUCCUAGGCUCUGCCGAGGCUCGCUUUCUCAAGCCAGUGAAGUGCGGUGACAGCCUGACGGCCGAAGCCAAGGUGAGCGGGGAGAAGGGCAAGAAGCGGCUUGUAGAUGUCACGGUGACGCGAGGCGACGAGGUAGUUUUCGCCGGAAACUUUGUGUGUUUUGUUCUGGAGCGCCAUGUGCUCGACUGA
This is a messenger RNA of Emiliania huxleyi CCMP1516, 531 nucleotides long. RefSeq lists its product as hypothetical. Gene Ontology annotation, molecular function: acyl-CoA hydrolase activity. The transcript has a single exon. Lineage: Eukaryota; Haptophyta; Isochrysidales; Noelaerhabdaceae. Bases 1 to 531 code for a protein of 176 amino acids. The record is from RefSeq and is a predicted model, not a curated record.